AGAUUCCCAAUACUUCUCUCUAACUCAUUCAUAUCUCGAUGAACAAAGUGGUUGGAGGUAGGCGCUCUUACCCUUGUUUAACAACCAUUGGCUUUGAAGGCUUGCAAGUUGCCUUUUCGUUGUUCUCGGGCCAAGUUGUUACUCACCUUACAUCACUCGGUUUGAGACCAGCACAAAUUGCAAUUACACUGCUAUUUGGUCCCAUAUGUGGUGCGAUUUUUCAGCCAUACUUUGGUAGCUGGAGUGACCGGUGCCAGUCACCAUGGGGCAGACGAAGGCCCUUCAUCGUCAUCGGAACGGGAUUUUUGAUCAUCUCUAUGCUCUGCCUAGCUUGGGUAGAUUCAAUUACACUUGGAAUUCUGCUUCGUUCAUCAAAUGCUGCAUACGAGACAGCUUAUAGAACGGUCCUGGUGAUCCUCGCGAUGAUAUUUACCUUUACUACAUAUGUCUCCAUUCAAGCCGUCCAGGUUGGGCUACGUGCCCUUGUCACGGACGACAGUACUCCCUUACAGCAAGCUGAGGCAAAUGUCUGGGCUGGUCGUCAUGUGAACUUGGCGGCGGCUUUGGGCUAUUUUGCAGCGUACGUGAACCUCCCUCGGUACAUACGCUACUUCGGCAAAACAACAUUUGCAGGCACAAGCGUCCUUACAGCGGUGUAUCUGGCAAUUACAAUUACAAUUACUUGUUUUUGCGAUUCGGAUGAACCCUAUAUAGUAGAGAAGGGUUCAGCGUCAGGGCACGGAGAAACUUUCCGAGUGAUGCGGGACGUCUUUUUUGGUACUUCAAAACAGGUCAGGCUUAUCUUGCUCGUGCAGUUUCUUGCUUGGUUUGGCUGGUUCCCUUUUCUAUUCUACACAGUAACAUAUGUUGACAGCCUGCAAAAAGCAAAUUCCGCAGGCUACAAAAACAUGGGCGCUCUUGCACCCCUCGUCUAUAGCAUAGUAGCCCUAUUGAUCGCAAUAGUGCUGCCUUCUCAGACCUUAUCCACCAGAGACUCGACAGCUACACUCGGACGGGGUCCUUUGAGCUGGUAUAGGAUUAUCAUCACACCCCGCAAUUUGUGGAUUGCUUCACACGGAGUAUUCACAAUCGCCAUGCUCGGAACAUUUUUUGUAAGAUCUGCGCUUGGUACAGUGCUACUCUUUAGUCUUGUUGGCUUUACCUGGGCGAUCAGCUCUCGCAUCCCAUAUUCUCUUUUGGGCGAUGAGCUGUCUCGAUCCUAUUCACGCGAUAAUGAUGAUGACGGUGAUGAAGAAGAAGACUCUUUUACAACAAGACAAGGACUUAUUCACGGCAUUCAUAACAUCGCCAUUUGUCUUCCUCAGAUCAUAAUCAUGCUCGUCAUGGGACUUUUCUGGGUGAUUACAGAGAAGAAGACUGCGAGUCAUGAUGAAACCGUUGAGCAUCAAAAAUUUCUUGGUAUUGUCUGGUUUCUACGACUUGGUGGCCUUUUUUCCUUGGGUGCCAUGUAUUAUACGACCAAAUUGCGUCAAUGGGACCACAAUCGCGUUGGAGGCAUUGAUUGCAAAAUAACAAUAUACUCGUCCAAAGAAAAGGAGAUAGAACACAGAUUGAGUCAAGUACAGCUCAAACAUAGUGACUUCGUCAGCGGGGCUCAAAAAGGCCAUAAACACACUCAACAUUGCUACAUGGUUCCUUGA
Talaromyces stipitatus ATCC 10500 is the source of this 1661-nucleotide messenger RNA. RefSeq names its product sucrose transport protein, putative. Gene Ontology annotation, cellular component: membrane. The record is from RefSeq and is a predicted model, not a curated record. The transcript has 7 exons. Bases 39 to 1661 code for a protein of 540 amino acids. Lineage: Eukaryota; Fungi; Ascomycota; Eurotiomycetes; Eurotiales; Trichocomaceae. Gene Ontology annotation, molecular function: sucrose:proton symporter activity. Gene Ontology annotation, biological process: transmembrane transport.